GUGUUAUUUUGUACUUAAAAAUAAGAGGAGGGAAAAAAAGGGAAAAAGAGUUAAAAAGCAUUGAUAUGUUUCUUCAUAAAACGUUUUGCGUAUUAAAGAAUAACAAAAUUCAAACCUUUCCCAGCAAUGACACGUUAAUAAUAGGGAAGUGAAGAAACGAUAACAGGAAAACAAAGAAAAUGUACUGAAAAUUGUAAGAAAUUUCAGGGAAUGAGAAGAAAUGUGAGACAAAUAGAAGACAGAGAGGAAAAUAACACAUGUAAUAAUGAUACAGAAAGUGGAAAAAAAAAGAGGAAAAUAUAAAGAGUUCGUACAGAAAGUCUAGCGAAACUUGCAAGAUAAAAUAAUAAGACGAAUAAAGAGAAAAUAACAUGUAAUGAUGAAAAAAAAGGCAAAAGAAACGAUGACAGAAAAAAAAGAUGAAUUUGUGAAUAAAGCAUAGUGAAACAAAAAAAAUCAUUAAGUGAGAAGAAUAAAACGAAUAGAGAGAGAGAGAGAGAGAGAGAGAGAGAGAGAGAGAGAGAGAGAGAGAGAGAGAGAGAGAGAGAGAGAGAGAGAGACUUGAUGAUGACGUAAAGACGCAAAAAGAUGACAAAUACAUAAAAAAAGUUAAUUUCCUGCGAGUGAUAAGAACAAGACAAACUGAUAAAAAAUAAUAAUAAAAAAAACAUAACGCACAAACACACACACACACACACUGAUAAGGAAGAAAAAAAAUAUUAGCAUACCAAUUGACUCUAAUGACCAUGAUACCACUUGAUAACAUAGACGAGCUGGUACGGGAGACACAAGCUUCCUCCUUCACCACCAUCACUGCCACGACUACUGAAGGAGGCGCAGAAAACUUAGACGACCUCCUGCUGUCUCUCGAGGCCUUCCAGGAGGACUGCAGGAAGCGCCUCUCUCACCUGACGGAGAGAAAAGAUGCGAUGAGGGAACCCGGAGUUGUCACGACAGAAGAAGAGUGUUAUACGGAUGCAGUGAAGGAAGAAGAGAAUGUGGAGAGCGGAAGUGAAAAGGGAGAUAAAAGAGAAGAGAUAAAGGAAGAAAGGAAGACCGAAGAGGAAGAAGAGGAGGAGGAGGAGGAGGAAGAAGUGAGGAUGGCGCUGGAAUCACUGAAGGAAGUUUGCAAUGACUUAUCAACACUAGGAACACCGCAAACAGAAGGACGAUCAGUCAGACCCAAAAUAAAUAAAAGCAGGAUAAAGUCAAUAGAUUUUCAACUCUCCAAUCAAUCAAGCAGUAGUUUCGGUGCGGGCCAGCAGGUGGAGGAGAAGCCAAGACCAAGGAAAGAUUCUGGUUACUCCUUCACUAUUGACAACUUGGAGAAGGAGAUGAAAAACUUACUGGAUAUGUUUCUCACGAAGGAUCCAUCGAGUAGUGACGAUGUUGAUGGUACUAUCGAUAUUACUGCUGCUUCUGCUGCUGCUACUACGCCAGCAUGUCCUCGCUCCCCAACAACCACUACUACUAAUACUUCAUCACCAGUAACCUGCAGCUCUCAAACUACUAUUUCUAUACCACCACGAACUCCAUCUCCAACACCUACCAUCACGUCUACUACUACUGUUACACCACCACAAAGUCCACGCUCACCAACGCUUACCAUCACGUCAACUACAACUGCUUCACCACCACUAAGUCCACGCUCACUAACGCUUACCAUUUCGUCUACUACAACUGCUUCACCACCACUAACUCCACGCUCUCCAACUUCUACUGUUUCUACUAUUACACCACUAACCCCACGCUCUCCAGCCAGUAUUGCUACUACACCACUAACUCCACGGUCCCCAACCACUCCUACUACUACUCCUACAACUAGAACACCACUAUUCCCAUCAUCAGAGAAUCUUGUCUUCACCUACCCUUCAUCCCCCACGUCCCUCUCCUCCUUCACCUUCCCUUCACCAGAACCCACAGCCACACUACAACGCAGAGCUAAAUCCUUAUCGACCCAUCAUAUCUCUUCUCAUUCCCCUUCGUUCUCUCCUUCCUAUCACGUUCUCUCUCCUCCUCCUUCCUCUCCCAGCGAAAGAAGGGAAGAACACCAACACUUCUUCUCCACGAUUAAAGAAGGAAUGAGGAAUUUUGGACGAAGGAACAGUCUCAGGAAAAAGAAGAAGAAAAAGAGACCAGAAAUUGGGGAGCCGCAGGAUUUCAGGACCUUGACAUCCACUACGAGUAUCAAGCCUGAUGCUGAUCCGUGGAGUAAGGCGGUGGAGAAGUGAACAGUGGAUCAAUGAGUGAAGUAGAGAAGGAUUGAAACACCUUAUCUCGAUCUCUUUGAGUUUGACAAGCUGUAGAAUUUUUUUUUUUGGAUUUUUAAGGGUGUUUUCACGAUGAAAUUGGUAGUCUAACAAAGAUUUCACAAGGAUUCUGCAUCAUCAGUGGGAAAAAAGGGUAGAAAAUCCAUCAAAUCAUCCUUUAUAGAGGAUUGGCACACCUCAUUUCAACUUCUUUUUGCUUAAUAGUGGAAGUUACAAGGAGUUUUAAGCAUGUUUUCAUUAUGGGGGUGAUGGUUCAACAAGCAUUCUACAUCAUGAACAGGAAAAACAGCUCGGAGAGAGAAGGACUGAAUAUCUUAUCUCGAUCUCUUUGGUUCGGCAGACUAUACUGGAAAUUACCGGGAGUUUUAAGGGUGUUUUCAUGAUGGGAGUGAAAGUUUAAAAGGGAUUCAGCAUCAUCAAUGGCAAAACUCAUAAAAAUCCAGCAAAUUAUAUUAGAUAGAGGAUUGAAACACCUUAUCCCGAUCUUUUGGCUUAACAGGCUGUAGUGGAAGUUACUGAGAGUUUUAAGGGCGUUUUCAUGAAGGGAGUGGUAGUUUAAUAAGGUUUCUGCGUCAUGAACAGGAAAAACACUCAUAAAAAACACAGCUAAUCAUCUCUGUGGCCUUUGAAAACAGUUCCUAUGAGAGCCUGAAGUAUUUCAAAUUACGAACACAAGGAAUACAAUAACGUUACAGAAUUAGAAACUAUAAAAUGAUAGGUUACAAGGAAAUACAGCACCGUAUGUACAUAUAUAUACUCGUAGAAUUGAAGUACAAAAUAUUAUGUAAGAUGAAGAAAAGCCACAGUAAAAAAGAAAAUAAAUGAAGAAAUAAGAGAAUAUAACAGAAUUACAAGAAACACUAAUUGAGAAAACAAGAGAAUGAGCAGCAAAAUAAAACGAAGAACAAAGAAUAAAGAAAAAAAAAAGAAAGAGAAGAAAGAUUAAACAACAGAAAAGAAGAAUAGGAGAAGGAGAAUGAAGGAGAAACAUGGAAACAACAUACAAGACGAAAAAAAGAAAAGAAAAAAAUAACAACGAAAAAGAAGAGAGAGAAGAUAAAAGGACAAAUACGAGUAUAAGGGUGAAGGAAGGAGAAUAAAGACGAGACGAAAGGACAAAAUACAAGACGGCAAAACAAAGAGGAGCUUGAUAAAGAGAGAAAGAAGCACACACGAGGAAAACGGAGGGAGAGAAAAUAUGAACACGGGAAAUGAGAAAAUACAAGACAGAAAUAGAAGAGAGAGAGAGGAAGAGAGAAAGAAAAAUAAA
Molecule: messenger RNA, 3540 nt
Organism: Scylla paramamosain (green mud crab)
Lineage: Eukaryota; Metazoa; Arthropoda; Malacostraca; Decapoda; Portunidae
Product: mucin-2-like
Exons: 5
Coding region: 741-2231 (496 amino acids)
Source: RefSeq, a predicted model, not a curated record